Molecule: messenger RNA, 5291 nt
Organism: Quercus lobata
Lineage: Eukaryota; Viridiplantae; Streptophyta; Magnoliopsida; Fagales; Fagaceae
Product: receptor-like protein 7
Exons: 6
Coding region: 89-3085 (998 amino acids)
Molecular function (GO): protein binding
Source: RefSeq, a predicted model, not a curated record
UAUCUCAUUUCCUAUCUCUUCCUAAACUAUAUCAUUCCUUCUUUCCUUCUGAUUUCUAAAACCAGCCAGAGGCCAGAGCAGAGCAAAAAUGGAGCGGGUAUUACUCUUACUCAUUUGCUUCCUCUUGCUUUCUCAACCUAAUAAUUGUUCCUCUUCUCUCUCUUUUAAUUCAUCAACGCCUCUUUGCCAUUCACACCAAUCCUCUGCUUUGCUCCAUUUCAGAAACUCUUUUUCUGUUGGCGAUUCUGAUGAUUAUUUUUGUGAUUUGUACUCUAAUCCUCCGAAGAAUUCGUGGAAAAUGGGUACAGAUUGUUGUGGGUGGGAUGGGGUCACCUGUGAUACGAUGACAGGUCAUGUCAUUGCUGUCGACCUCAGUUGCAGUGGGCUUUAUGGUCCCAUCCAUCCCAAUAGCACCCUUUUCUCUCUUCGCCAUCUCCAGAGGCUCAACCUUGCUUACAACGAUUUCCAUGGCUCCACAAUUUCAUCUAAAUUUGGUGGCUUUGCAAACAUGACGCAUCUCAACCUCGCUCGCUCCUCCGUUGCUGGUAAUUUCCCAUCCGAAAUCUCUCACUUAUCCAAAUUGGUUUCACUUGAUCUCUCUGGGAAUUAUGGCAUGAGAAUAGAAACGCCUAGUUUGAAAAGGCUUAUUCAAAACCUAACCCAUCUAACUGAACUUGAUUUGGCUGUUGACAUGUCUUCUGUUCCACCUAAUUCUUUCAUGAAUUUGUCUUCCUCUUUGACAUCUCUUAGUCUCUUUAUGUGUGGAUUGAAAGGGAGAUUCCCAGAUAAUAUAUUCCACCUUCCAAACCUCCAGCUGCUCGAUGUAAGUUCCAACUUCAAUCUCACCGGUUCCCUUCCAACGUAUAACUGGAGUACUCCUCUCAAUUUCUUGGGUCUCGCUGAAACUGGAUUCCCAAUCAACUUACCUAAUUUAGUCAGCAAUCUCAAGUCCUUAAAACAAUUGUACCUCAGUAAUUGCAAUUUCAUAGGUUCAUCGAAUCUAGCAUUUCUUCCAAACCUCACACAAAUAACUUCUUUGGACCUCUCAUAUAAUAACUUUAGUGGUCAGUGGCCAUGGUCCCUCCUAAACAAUGCAGGACUUACUUAUUUAGAUCUCUCACAUAACAAUUUCAUAGGUCAACUUCCAGAUCUUUCUACAAACCGGACACAAGUUUCUUCUUCAAACAGUUCUUCCAAUAGUCAGUCAGUUAGUCAAAUUCCUUCCAAUUUGGUAUCUCUCUUUUUAUCUUAUAACUUGUUGAAUGGGACAAUACCAUCUUGGGUGUAUACAAUACCAUCUUUGCGUUACUUAUUUCUUGAUUAUAACCAAUUCACUGGCCAUAUUGGUGAUUUCCAGCAUAACUCAUUGGUUUGGCUUUGGUUGAAUAAUAACAACCUACAUGGUCCCCUUCCAGUGUCAAUCUCUAAAUUGGUGAGUCUUACUUCACUAAGAGUUUCCUUCAAUAAUUUAAGUGGCAAUGUGGAGUCAAAAAUAUUCUCAAAGCUCAAAAGUCUUGGUACUCUUCAUAUGUCAAAUAACCCUCUCUUGUCGCUAAGCUCCUUCACCUUUGCCACCAAUAUCUUGCCCAAACUUUAUUCAUUAGAUUUGUCUGCUUCCAACAUAACUGAAAUUCCACACUUUUUACGAACGGCAGAAAAUAUAGAAUACUUAUACCUUUCCAAAAACCAAAUCAAAGGCAAUAUUCCAAAGUGGUUUUUGGAGGUGGGGAAGGAUUCAUUGUCCAAUUUGAAUCUUUCAUACAACUUCUUGACAAGUGUAGGACAUCUUCUGUGGAAGAACUUGCAAUUUCUUGAUCUUCGUUCUAACUUGCUUGAAGGACCACUUCCAGUACCCCCACUAGGCAUAUCUUUCUUUUCAGUCUCAAGGAAUAAUAUAACUGGACAGAUCUCUUCCUCAAUUUGCAAUCUUAGUUCAGUCAAUUACCUUGAUUUGUCUUAUAAUCACUUGAAUAACGUGAUGCCUUCAUGUUUGGGAAACUUAAGUAAUCAUCUCGUAGAUUUGGAUUUGCAAAGUAACAAUCUUCAUGGAACCAUCCCAACAACAAUUGCCAAGGGCUGUUACUUGAGAAGUCUUAAACUCAAUGGCAACCAAUUGGAGGGGCCAUUGCCACAAUCAUUGGUCCAUUGUAGAAAGUUGGAAGUUUUAGAUUUCGGUAACAACAAGAUUAAUAGCACCUUCCCUCAUUGGUUGGAAACUCUUCCAGAGUUGCGGGUUCUUAUCUUGCGAUCAAACAACUUUCAUGGUCCCUUAGGCAACCCCAAAACCAAAUUCCCAUUCCCAAAUUUGCGAAUCAUAGACCUCUCUCACAAUGAGUUCCAUGGGCAUUUGCCGACAAACCUUUUCAAGUAUUUAAAAGCCAUGAUGAAUGUGAGUGCGAACAAAGGUGAAUUGAAAUAUAUGGGUGAUGAUUAUUAUCAAGAUUCUGUGAUAGUGGUGAUGAAAGGGCUUUUCUUUGAAUUGGUAAAAAUCCAAAGUCUAUUCACGACCAUUGAUUUCUCCAACAAUAAUUUCAAAGGAGAAAUUCCAAAGUCAAUUGGAGAGCUUGGGUCACUGAAGGGGUUUAAUUUUUCACACAAUAAUCUUAUAGGUCGUGUGCCUCCCUCGUUGGGGAAUUUAACCAAUCUUGAAUGGUUAGAUCUUUCAUCAAACAAGCUUGAAGGUGAAAUUCCUGUACAAUUGGUAGAUCUUACAUCACUGGCAUUUUUAAACCUAUCAGAAAACUAUCUUUUUGGACAGAUACCCCAAGGUAAGCAAUUCAAUACAUUUACAAAUGAUUCUUACAAAGAGAACCGCGGGUUAUGUGGAUUUCCAAUGACAAAUGCUUGUGGCAAUGAUGAGGGACAACAACCACCACCAUCAUCAACCAUUCCGGAAGUUGAUUUCGAAUUUGAAAAUGGGUUUCAUUGGAAAGUUGUAUUGUUGGGGUACGGUGUUGGAUUCAUGUUCGGAUUGGGUUUGGGUUAUCUUGUGUUCUCAAGUGGAAAGCCAAUAUGGCUAGUGAAUAUUUUUUAUGGAGAACAAGAUGAUAAGGUACAAAGAUCCAAGAAGAAUGCUCGUGGAUGAACUCCUUGAAGAAGAAUUUGGUGAAUGCAGAUACUGAUUUUAGGCUAGUGGCCCUUCUAUCCAGUGUUAGCAGGAUGGAGGGACAACAUUCAUUCAUAUUUAAUGAAGCACUGGCCGGCAUUCCAUGACCAAAUGAUAAUACAACACAAACAAUUCACCUUUUUGCCUUUAGAGGUAUUGAUGAAAGAUAAUCAGUUAGUCUUCUAGUUUCUUAAUCAUCUGAAGGCACAUGCAACAUUGGGAAGGUUCGUUGUGAAUUCAUACAGAAACGUGUCCCUUACCUCAAGGGGAUAGGGCAGCUAAACCCAACUAUAGCUCCUGAUUUUCUCAUUGAGACGAGAAUGAGAUGCCAAGACAGUAAUAGGACCACCACUCAGCCUUCUUCACCCAUGGAAUCAUUGGAAAUGAGUGAGUCUAUAGUGGGCACGUCAUAUUUGCAGGAAUUGUCAUCUUCGAUAUCAUCUAGGGCAGGUUUUGAUGCUCACGACUGUCAGAGCUUGUUAAAGGGGAGAGGACUCCUUUUUGCCGAUCAGAAAUUGAUAGCUAAUGAGAAGACCGCAAGAUUGGCAAGGGUUUAUGCUUCAAAUGAUGGAUUAAUCUUUUGAAUGGACUUUGCUGGGGCAAUGAUGAAGAUGUCAGGUCUUAAUCUUCUAACUGGAUCUCAAAGUCAGGUCCGAAGAAACUACUCCUUGGCUUUGGUCAGUUCCUAAGUGACAGUCUGACCAUAAUGAACUCUUGAGAUCUUUUUUCUUUCAUAAUGCCAGGGAGUAAGUGAUUAGUCUUUCAUGGGAACCUAAGUUUUUCACCAGGAACACAUAAUGGGUGUGAACGAAUCUCAGAAUCAGAGUGAAACCAGUGCACUUUGGAGACCCAAUUCAGAGCUUGUUGAUGGGCUUUUCCUCUCCAGAAAGUUUAAACAAAUUUAAGAGAAAGCAUCUCAAAAAUACUGCUGGAAAAGCUUGGUAUGUCUGUGUUUCAAUGAGAGUUUCUAUUUUAACUUUUCAUUAUAUUUUCUUUUCUCUGAUUGGUUGGCUGAGAAAGAGAAAGAGAGGAAAGCUUUGAAUAUCUUAAACUUUGAUGCUUUAGGUUUCAAGUUAAUCACUAACUCUUCUCAUUUCUUUUGGUGUAUAUGGGUGGAGGAAUUUAGUUUUUAUUUGGGGUCUCAACUUACAAGAUUUGUUCAUUUAGAAGUGUUGUUAGAUUUGCUAACAAUGAUUUCAUUUUUUUUUGGGGUAAAAUGUACAUAGGUUUGACUUGCUUGCACAAACCAUAACCCCUAAGAUUGAGAAAGAUUUGUGUUUACUGAAGUUGAGAAGCGCCAUUGAUCUGAAAAGGCACUACAAUAAGGGCGAUUCAAAGUCCAAAACAUUGCUCAAGUAUUUCCUGACAAGUCUAUUUGUAAUUUCUAGACUAAUAGUAUAGUAUGUGAUAUCUUGGAGCUCUAACUAGGACUGUGUGUAUAUUCUCCUUUGGGUGGUAUACAUUUUGUUAUUUAGGCUUGGCUAAUUCAGACCCCAUUUUGUCUUUUGACAAUUAGAUCGGGGAUGGUGAUAGUGUCAACAUCAUACUUCUUCACAGUUAGACUAAUGAGGAAAGAGAGAAAGGGAACAAUUGCAGCUGAGUUGUUAUCUGAUCAUGCCCUUGCUGACUACAGUAAGGGGGAAAAAAAAAGUUCAAUCCCAAUGUGUCCCAUAUGGGUUCAUUUCAUCUACAGACGCGAAGGAAUUGAAGAAAAACAGGGAUUGCAGUGGCAGAGGAAUGCUUCUUAGUGUACUGAAACAGCUACAUACAGUUGGGUUUUAGCUGAUGCUCUUGCGUCUUCUGCUUCUCGUUCUUCAACUUAUUCUUCUUCAUCCGUGAACUUGCCCGAAACAUUCACUCAGUUUUGUCCAUUUGGAGGCAGCAAUUGAGAGGGAACAAGAAAGACCGUUAACAGAGAAGUAGAAAAUGGCAAACUAAAUGAAAUACAUUAACCGAGCCAAACCCAGUGGGUUGAACGAGUCAGGAAUUUUUUUUUUUUUUUUUUUCAUUUGUGUAAUACCUUAAAAUUAGUUAACGACAUCAAAUUAACUAUUUUCCAUAUCUAAUUGCAACCUAGAGUUCUUAUUUUUAUUUUUAAAUGGAAUAGAAUUUGAACUUAUGUCGUUGACUCUAUUGUAAUUGUUCUCAUCAUCAUGCUAAGACAUCAAUUUGUUUUUGGUGUAAA